This is a messenger RNA of Maniola jurtina (meadow brown), 3866 nucleotides long. RefSeq names its product high affinity cAMP-specific and IBMX-insensitive 3',5'-cyclic phosphodiesterase 8 (gene Pde8). The record is from RefSeq and is a predicted model, not a curated record. Gene Ontology annotation, biological process: signal transduction; positive regulation of ERK1 and ERK2 cascade. The transcript has 16 exons. Gene Ontology annotation, molecular function: 3',5'-cyclic-nucleotide phosphodiesterase activity. Bases 449 to 3199 code for a protein of 916 amino acids. NCBI's taxonomy places the organism in Eukaryota, Metazoa, Arthropoda, Insecta, Lepidoptera, Nymphalidae.
UCUAUACGACUGCUAUUUACAGUAAUGUUUUAACUUAAUCGGAACGGUUGUCCAAUUGUAGUGGGCUUAUAUACGGGGAAAGUUACAAAAUGUGUGUAUAAUAACAGAAAACCAAAAAAAGCAUUAAUUGUUGUUCUGUGUUUAAAUUGUUUGAUAAUUCAAAACGUAAACCGCGAAAAUUUUUGUGCUUCAAAAUGUAGAUUUUAUAGAAAGUUACAAAAUAUAGAUCUAAGUGAAACGUGUAUAGAAAGUGACAUUGAUACAGAUUUUACAGUGAUUUUUAGAAAAGAAUCUUAUUGAUGUAGGUUUUCCCAUCUAUAAAAACCAGAAUGCUAUGUUUUUUUGCUAUCGAAUAAUGAGAAUGUUGCUGCAUUUUGUAACUGUUUUGGUUAACUCCAUGUGAAGUACAAAAUUUAACAAUGGAAUUAGUAAAUAUUUAGUAGAAGUCAUGGAUCGUACAAUUUUGAAAGAAGUAAACCAUGUUACACAUUAUGAGGAGGUUAAAAUGACCGGUUGUUGGGCUAAAUUUAAAAGUUUAUUCGAAGAAAGAGGGUUUGACUUAGAAUUCGAAUAUAAUGGAACCACACCUGUAAAUGUUUUAAACGAAAAUCAGAGUGAAAAGAGACAUUACAGGAAAGUUGAUGGAAGAAAGUCUGUCGUUAAAAAGCCAGAAGAAGUUGUUAACAUAGACGGCGAGAUAACAGAAGUAAUAAAUUUUUACGAACAGUUCGCUACCCUAAGCGAUGACACGAAAGAUGAGGUUUUUGAAACCAAAAGGAGAUCAACGGUUAGACCUAGAGUUUCAAUGAGACCAAGUAUUCUGUUAACUAAUAUUAUUGAGGAAACGGGAGACGCAGAAGAAAUCAGUCAAGAGAACAGGUCGCCGCCGCCUUCGCACAUCCCCUCUGCCCUCAUCUAUGCACCUCCGGAACCUUUAGACCUAUUAUGCGUGUUCCCGGAGCGUGCGUCGCGCGUGUGUGCGGCGGCGUGCAACGCAGCCGCGCGCGCGGGCGGCGAAGCGCGCGCGGUCCGCGGCGCGAGGGAAGCGCUGGACGCUUUCCGCCGCGACGCGGACACGCGGCCGCCGCACGUCGUCGUCGUCGACGCGCGACAACCGCAGCUGAUGGACUCUACCUUAUUAGCGCGUGCAAUUCGGGGGAUGAAAAACACUCAGCACAUAAUUCUCAUAGCAGUCGUCAAAAAGAGUGCGUAUCUCAAAGAUGAUUUCGCCGUACUGCCUUAUUUGGAAGCUGGCUUCAACAGGGUAAUGGUAGAAACGUUAGGGGCGACGGCGUGGUGUGGAGAAAUACUGCAAGCCCGCGCGGCCGGCGCGUCCGCAAGGGCGCAAAUCGGCGCUGUUGCGGCUCUCGCCGCCGCUGCCGACCGCUGCAGAGACUUAGUCGCCGUUACCGACGACCAGCAGCGGAUACUUCUUACAAACAAAUCGUGGUGCCGGGUAGUGGGAUGGAGGCCAGAAGAUGGUCCACGACCACUGACUGAUCAGUUAAGUGGGGAAGCGCUUCGGUUAGCAGCGAGUGGGGUUCGAGAUUGGGAAGCGCCGGUUAUGCUGCGACGGAGAGCCGCCCCCGACUCAGUGUUGCUGCCUUGCCGUGGUUCUUCCGUAGCUUUAGGCAGGAGCACGUCACACGUAGUUUUUGUGUGCGAGCCAAGUAACUCAAUGGACAGUGAUCGAGCUCGAGGCUCACUGCAUUCAAUACGACGCGGCUCGCUCGAUGUGCGCUCGGUUGCCUCGGACGGACUACGUAGAACGUCAUUGGCUAAGCUACAGGGACUACCAUUAGAAGCACCUAUUACUAAGGUGAUAUCCCUCCUCUCAACGGCGACAGAGGGCGCACCCCCAUCAACGGUGGCGUGUAUAGAACGAGCUGUCGACAUGUUACGCACUUCGGAGCUCUACUCACCUCAGAUGCGAGAAGACCCUAGGAUGAGAGCUGAGGAUCCCAUCGCUACUGACCUUAUAGGAGCUUUGCUGUCGCAAGGAGCUCCAAAUGUCCUGUCAUCAAGAAGAAGCAGUAAUGACUCCACAGUUGUCAGGACUCAAGCCAAUAGAACCAAUAUGAAACACAAGACCACAGGUCAACUCCGCGAACUUUUAGACACGGCCCUAAGCUGGGACUUCGAGAUCUUCCGGCUAGAAGAUUUGACCCGUGGCAGGCCGCUCACUCAUUUGGGCCUCACGCUCAUGGGAGGAAGGUUCGAUGUGUGCUCCACCUUGGAGUGCGAUGAGAGGACGCUGCUCCAUUGGCUAACGGUUAUAGAAACGAAUUAUCAUGCAGUAAAUACGUACCAUAACUCUACGCAUGCUGCUGACGUUCUUCAGGCCGUAGCAUUCUUCCUAGAAAAAGACAGGCUCAAAAUGGUACUAGAACCGUUAGAAGCUGCAGCGGCUUUGAUAUCAGCAGCUGCACAUGACAUCGACCACCCCGGCACCUCGUCCGCCUUCCUCUGCAACUCGCGGCACUCCCUCGCGAUAUUGUACAACGACAUCAGCGUACUGGAGUCCCACCACGCUGCUCUAUCCUUCAAACUCACUCUCAAUGACGAUCGCGUGAACAUAUUCAAGAAUCUCGACCGCGACACGUACAAGUCGGUGCGGCACAACGUGAUCGACAUGAUCCUCGCCACCGAGAUGACCAAGCACUUCGAACAUCUCGCCAAGUUCGUCAACGUCUUCUACGCCAAGUCUAGCGGCAGUAAGGAGGACGGCAUGCAAUGCGAUGAACCCUUGUCAUUGGACACAACAGCAUUGACAUCACCAGAAAACGUGUCCCUAGUGAAAAGGAUGAUGAUCAAAUGCGCGGACGUUUCUAAUGCUUCCAGACCACAAAAGUUCGCCUUUGAAUGGGCAAGAAGGAUCGCAGAGGAAUACUUCUUGCAAACGGAUGAGGAAAAGGCCAAGGAUUUGCCCGUGGUGAUGCCUAUGUUCGACCGCGCUACUUGCUCCAUCCCGCGCUCUCAAAUCGGCUUCAUUGACUACAUCAUCAUCGACAUGAUGGAGGCUUGGGCUGCUUUCAUCGACAUCCCGGAGCUAGUGACGCACGCCCGAAGCAACUACCAACGCUGGCGUGAACUGGACGAAGCUGGAGUAACUACCAUAGCUGAUGUGAAACGUGCUCAACGACAAACCGCGAUACAAGCACCACCGACCACGACCUCAGAACCCACCGCUGAAGAAUAAACCAGCAUUUGGUGACCCCAAAAAAGAUGGAACCAAAAGUAAAUCCUGCUUUUGCUGAAAGAACGAUUCUGAUGCAUGCAAACUGCAUUAAUUCAGACGAUUUUAAAGGAGAUGAUCAUGUAUAGAUAAUUGCUAAGCUGGUGCAUAAAAAUCAUCUUGACCUUUUACUGCUAAAACAAAGUAUUUUACUGAUAUUGAUAGCAGUAGAUUACUAUCAAUGUCAAUGGAGGAAGUUUUCAGCAUGGACCUGACAGACUCAAUUUUGCGUGAAGGUAAUAUCAUCAUCACUUUUAAUAAAGUUUGGCGAUUGGUAAAGGAAAAGAAAGAAUCUGGAAGCUUUUGUUAGUGGAACAUCAACAAUUUGUAUUUGAACAUACCCCCGAUACUACAUACCUACAACAGAUUUAACUGUCUACUAUUGACAAGGACAGCGCUAUUCGUAAAUCGAGCGGGCCAAGGACAACGCUUUACUAAUACUACUAAACGUACACUUACGCAGGGGGAAUGACUGUUGAUUCUUUAUGUAAGAAAGUAGCAGUAUUCUUUGAUUUGAAUAACCAGCAAAAAGCCAAAGUUGGAUCAACAGUAAAAUAUGAAUUGAAUGGAUAAAUCACACUACGUCUGUUUGCUGUUAAUUAGAUAAAGGAAAAAGGGUGCGUAAAAAUGC